Molecule: messenger RNA, 843 nt
Organism: Aureobasidium vineae
Lineage: Eukaryota; Fungi; Ascomycota; Dothideomycetes; Dothideales; Saccotheciaceae
Source: the annotation of a GenBank genome assembly
AUGUUGUCUUCCGCUCUUACCUCGUCCAUCCUGUUCCUGGCUUCAUCUCAUCUAGCCCACGCUGCAGGCUAUGCGACGCGCGAACCUCAACUCCCAUCCUGUCAAGGCUUCGAUAUCCUGACCAACGAUACCAGACCGCUGGAGACGAAGAACUUUACUAUAUCCAGCGGAGUUGUGUGCAACGUGCCCGACAGUAACUUCUCCACCUCCUGCGACGUACUCAGCGGCGGCUGGCCGACUCUUCAGAAUGCUGUCCUUCACACGAACGGCUCUGCAGUCCGUGACAGCUAUGCCAUUGGCUACGGUCUGUGGAAUGCAACUGGCGACUCCAACGUACUUUAUGGAAACAAUAUGGUUGCGGUGGAGAAUCAGACAGUGACAUUUGAGAAUGGAACCGCUGGAGAUGGUGAGUUCUUACUGCGGACAUUGCUUCGGUGUCAUACUACAGUCGUCGAGAUAUACUCUUGCUUACCACGCUUCCAAUNNUCAGUGAUCUUCACACCUAUCUAUCGCUGCGUGACUGGUCACGUCCAAGGAUGCCCAGCCAACAUCUCCAUUGCCGACGGAACUGAAGUCAGCGCAUGUUACCCAGAGCUAACUGACAGAUUCGUAUCUUUCGAGAGUAUGACGGGUCACUUCGAGAAUAUCAGUGUAAUUGCUGGCUCCCGCUCUAUCAAUGAGACCAGUCCUCAGGCUGCUGCAAACCUGAAGCAGAACCCUAAUAACCGUCCACCUUAUGGUCUCUCGUCGAGCGGAGCGUUCGCUGGACCAAGGUUGGCUGGAGCAGGAGUCACAAGUGCCUUAAUUGCUGGGGUGGUCUGGUUCGGAGUGUGGACCAUGUAA